UGUAAUGUACUCGCAUGCGAGGAAAAGUUCCCAAACCGAGUUUCUUUUAUCUCCUACGAAGAUUUUGGUGUACAUUGACGUUUUUCUGACGCAAUUAUGGACCCUGGAUUUGGUUCCUUUUGAUAUUCUGUUCUUGUUUACUAAAAUGAUAGGUAUAGCGGUUAUUCUUUGGUGUAAAUAAACCAUUUUCCUCUCUGAUGGAAACGUUUUCUGCAGUCUACGUUUGAUUGAUUGUGGUUCAGCUGGGUUAAGGUCUUGAGGGUACAGUACUCAUACUGUACAUAAAGCAAAUGCUGUAUGACUAAUGGGGUUACUGGAGCUGAUCCCCGUCCACCCGUGGGAGCCCUAACCGUUUUUAGCCUUUAAACUUUUUCGUUUUAAUUUUAUGAUCUGUUGGAUCGUGAUCUUCAGUUUUAAUCUCAAGGAAAAUGUCCAGCUCCAGCGGGAAUUCUAAGGGAAGAAAGGCAGGAGGGAAGAAGUCCGCCAGUAGUCACGGUCGUGCAUCGCACACCGACUUGAGCUCUAUCGCGGACGUCAAUGGCAUGGACGAACACGACCUAAAGAGCUUGCUGGAUUGUGUAUCACGGUGCGAGAAACCAGACAGUGGUCCAGAAGCGAAAGGCAUGGCCACUGCUAUGCUGAAAAAGGAGCGGGCGAAAAUCGACAAAGAAGAGCGGGCUUUCCCGGGCCAGAUAAAACCACUGAAGACCGUCAACGGCAAUCAUACUAAUGAUCUCCUCUCGGCGCGUUCCGUUGCCGUUAUCGGCGAUGGGGAUGUGAAGGGUCCCGCCAAGGCCUCGACAAUGGUUAACAGCAGUCUGUCGCUGGGUUCAGCCGGGUCUUCCAAGGCAUCCAGUAAUGCCUCCGAUGAGUCAGAAGAAGCGGAUAACUCCGCAGCCAGCAAUGCCAGCGGUGAACAUGAUUAUGGAUGCUAUCCUACAAUGGCCGUACUCAAUAUUCAGGAUGAAAAUGAUGAUGGAAAAUAUGAUAUGAGAAGUUUUAUGGCUGAUAAUUUAAACCAUCCGCCUCACGUUUUAGCCAUUUACCCUUCCGUGAGAAGUUGCGCGGAUGCGUUAAACUAUGGCACUGAAAUUGAUCUCUCAAAUGGUUCGGAAAACACUCGUAGAAUGUCUGGGAAGGAUACGGGUUCUGAUCGGGAGUCCGGAGCGUUGGGUUUUUCAACACAGCAGACCCUGUCGGUGCCAAAAGGCGGGUCCCAGAGUGAUCCUUCCCCGGAUAACAACCACGAAUACCUGAAGAAGAAAGCGGGUCGUAAGCGUCGACUGCAGAAACUCACCAAGUUCGACAAGAAGAAGCCUGACGUGGUACUGGGAUCGAGUCUCGACAGUCAGAAUGAUUUCUAUAAUCGAGCAUUCCAAAAGGCGGCGGACGGUGAAGCCAGUGAUUUCCUUGAUAGAUUGUGUUUCAAUCUGCAUGAGCAAAAGGCGUCCGUAGCAGACGUUUCGAGAAACUCCAACGAAGCGGAAAAUUACUUCAAUAGUGCUUCAAAUGCUGGUAAAGGAAAGAAAGCACAUAGCCGCUCCAAGUCCAAGAAGGACCACACAAGUAUCGACACAUCUAUACCUUACCGUCCGUUGAAUAACAAGAAAACUGACCAAAGUGAUAGCGAAGAAGUGGAGAGUUUCCAUGGUUCAGAUCCUGAGUCAGUACCCGAUGCAGCAGUGUGUGAUAUUGUAAACCAAAGCAAAGAAGUAUUCUUCCAAGCCGAGCCGGUCAUGGACUUCAUGGCGGAUUCCCUCGACUACAACGUUGACUGUGAUGUGGAAAUGACUCCGCUGGAAGACAUGAUGGCUGUAGAUAGCAUAGAUAUUGGGUGUCCAGCCGAAAAUCAAAUGCAGCUGCCGGAAAUACCUCCGUCCGAAAAGAUGGUUGUCUGCCGUACUAGCAGCAAUUCAUCCCGCUCCUCCGUGGAUAAAAUGGAAAUAGAUCACGGAUCCAUGCCUUUAGACGGGUACACUCAGGACGCAGAUAUUGACGAACUGGACAAGCUUGAUCCUUCUUUGGCUGGCGGAUCGGCGCAGGCGAAGAAAAAGAAGCGGAAGAUUAAGAAGAAAAAAUCGAAAGGUAAAAGCCAGUCAGUAACGUCCAAAGAUUCUAGCGUUUCUUCGUUUUUGGUGAACGAACGUGAGCGCGGUGUGGACGUGGCGCCAGAUGUUCCGGUAGUUGUUCCAGCGACCAAGCCAAUGACGCCGGAAUGUGUCAGUGAUCACCAUUCGGACACUGAAUUCCAGGUGGUGGGUCCACGUCGAUACGCACAGAAGACUUCUCCGGCUGCUAAAAGCCAAGCUUCCUAUCCGGGUGCCUAUAAAUACAAUGGUACGGCUGCUUCUAACCGAACGCGCAGCUCGGCUUCCCAGUCCAAAACUCCGAGUAAACAGUCAGCCUCGGUCAGUGUGCCGCCGGCUGCCUCUGAAUAUCAGCUACGCCGUCGAAAUUCCGCAGGAGACAUCAAGAAAGUCGGGUUGGAACCAACGCCUGUAGGAAUGGAAGCUGCGGGUGACAGCAGCGAUCGCGACUCUGUGCGGUCGAUGCCGGUUAAAAAUUCGAAAAAUGGCACCGGCAAAACCACUUCUGCUCCGGCAACUCGUCUUCCGACUCCGGGAAUUAGCUAUGCGGACAUUGCCAAAGGUGCUCAUAAUGGAUAUGCUCAAGCGGUUUCGACGGAAGCAGUUGCGCCGCAGUCGGCUUCGAUUAGUCAGGGUGAUGUCGUCCAGCCGCCGAAAGUUUCGGAUAUAGAACACGAAGAAAAGGGUCUGGAAGCCGAUGGAAGAGGAAUUGCAGAUUCAGAGAAUAAUAAUCCUGACUUAGUGACAAGUGUUGAUACUACGCCGACACCGUGUGGUAACGACGCGGAUUGUCCUGUCGAACAGCCUCUGGAGGAGCACACUACGCCUACGACUGUUAUAGAAUGCCCGCCCGUGGAAACUCAGUAUCAUUCGGAAGAAGUGACUCUGGAGCGGGUUAUACAAAGUGCGCCCACGGAGCCCAUCAAUAGAGCAACAUCGAAUAGCUCGCAGAAGAGCAGUACGUUCGGCCAGCCAUACUAUCCAGAUUUCGGCGAGACAACCAACGUCCAUACAUAUGAAACACACGCAGCACUGUUACGCACUAUGAAACCAAGUCAACCGUUGGCGCCGCGAACUGGCCCGCAGAUUUACCAUCGUCCGGACCUAAAAUUGCCGUUUCGAGAAAAAUCCUAUGGCCGGUAUCAUGACAGGGGUCGACAUUAUGGGAAUCGUGGUAAUGGACCACGGGGAUAUUAUCCGACAGCUCAUUACUCACAUGGUCAGUCCAAUGUCUACUACCAUAAUCGUAAUUUCGACCAUAAUCGAUCUCAACCAAGUGUCCUGCCAGUGGUGCCUUUGGAACAUGGGCGAAAGUUGGAAGCUGAAAAAGAUUGCGGAACGGCACAGAACGAGCGCCCUCGCGAAAGUGGAGAUUCCAAAGUGACCUUGGAGCAGCAAACCGCAGUGCAAAAAGAAGAAAGCACCAUGCAGAAUGGUUCUACUUUAGCCGAAGCGUUGGAUUUUUUUGAAUCAGAGUUUGGAAAAAUUCGUGAGAAGUGCCUCAAAGGAGCUCCUGGAUAUUUGUAUUUCAAGCCGUGAAAAAAUUCAAGACUUUUCGUUCCAGUUAUUUUUUUGUAGUAGAAUUAGUUUACUGGUUGAUAAGAAAUGUUGAUCUUCAGUUGUACAAAUAGAAUCGUUCGUUGAGUCGGUUGAAGGAUCUGGUGGUAGGCAGGAUUAUAUUGUUCAGCUCAAAUGCGAAGAAAUUCAGGUGUUUAUUUGGCUCUCAGAAAUGCCGAAUUUAUAUCAAAGGUUUGUUUCUUUUUGUGUUCAUUAAGAUGUUUCUGGUCUCGAAAAUUGAGAGGAUAGUGUUAUUGCUGUUAUGGUAGCCACCCUCUAAUACUUUUUGAUUUGUCGGCUGUUUUUGUUGUUGGUUUCCUGACGAAUAUUGUUUGGUUAUAAAAUUUAUGCAUUUGUUG
This is a messenger RNA of Paramacrobiotus metropolitanus, 4003 nucleotides long. RefSeq lists its product as uncharacterized. The transcript has 9 exons. The coding region runs from base 429 to 3626 and encodes 1065 amino acids. The record is from RefSeq and is a predicted model, not a curated record. Lineage: Eukaryota; Metazoa; Tardigrada; Eutardigrada; Parachela; Macrobiotidae.